AUUUUCUACAUUUUUACUGUACAUGUUUUUUUAUGAACUUUGGCAGCUGGUUUAGUUUUAACACGACACGAGCUGUUGACCGCAUACACACUUCAAUGCCUAAAGCGCGUUACUUCUUUCUGGACUGAGUGUAAAUCUCUCGUGUUUUUUUUGUACUUUAGUUUGUUUUAGACACAGUGAAUACAACAUUUCAUCCGUAUGUGUGUAAAUCAGUCAGAAAUAUUCCGUACAGCCUUGUAUAUCAAAACUAUUUAUUCUUAUUGUACGUGUGUUAAAGCCUUUCAACUUUAUUCCAUCUGAGUUGAAUCCGCCAUGCCGUUUUUGGAGUUUAUCGCCGGAUGGAUUUCAGGUGCUGUAGGUUUGGUUAUCGGAUACCCUUUAGACACAGUAAAGGUGCGACUUCAGACACAGUCUGUGUACAGUGGGAUUUUUGACUGUAUGGUCAGGACCUACAAACAUGAAGGGUUUGGUGGAUUUUUUAAGGGUAUGACAAUUCCGGUCCUCUCCAUCGCUGUCAGCAACGCCGUCAGCUUUGGUUCCUACUGUAAUGCUUUGGAUUAUCUCACCCAAUCACAUCGCAGCAUUCAGCCUCCGCUCACAGCCGUCUUCACGGCCGGGUGCUUCUCAGGUGUGACACAGUUGUUUGUGACAGCUCCGAUAGAUCUGGUGAAGGUGCGUCUGCAGAACCAGACAGACAGAGGGAAAUACAGAGGUCCCGUACACUGUUUAACGAUGAUCCUGAGAGAGGACGGACUCAAAGGCCUUUUCAGAGGAUUCUGGGCUCUCGCUUUACGUGACGUGCCGUGUUUUGGACUUUACUUCCUGCCGUACGAGUGGAUGUGCAGGAUGCUGAGCGAGAAAGGGAAACAGCCAGGUACGUUUGCAGUGUUAAUGGCGGGUGGAGUUGCUGGUGUGGUCACAUGGGCCUGUGCUACGCCCAUGGACGUGAUGAAGGCGCGUCUGCAGAUGUCAGGAGCCGGAGGUCGAGUGUAUGACAGCGUCCUGCACUGCAUCACAGUCAGCGUGCGUGAGGAGGGGAUGAGGGUCUUCUUCAGAGGACUUCUUCUGAACAGCGUGAGAGCGUUCCCCGUCAACGCCGUCACCUUCCUCAGCUUCGAGAUGAUCAUGAGAAACUUUUAAAUGAGUGUUUUUUUGCCGGAAAAGCAAAGGGUGGACUUUUGAAGACAAGCGGACAGUGCAAUAGCAACUAAACAAAAAACACUCCAGGUUUUGUCAGUUUUAAGAGUCAAACAUAUGUAAACUUGAGAUGGGUUAUUAUUCUGUUGUAGACUAUCAUGUUAUACCACAUUAUGUUAAGACCAGUAUGGAAUAAAAAGCAAACCUACAUUUAAUAUUUCCAUACUUUUUCUUAAACGUUCAACGGUUACAGAUUCUGUAGGGUGUAUGUGUAAAAUACACAAAGACUAUGAAGCACGUAACAUACUAAGAUUAGAAGUACUGAAUUACAAUUGACCUACCUUUAGUUGAAGAUGUAGGACAUAAACUAUAUCAAUAUUAUCAUUUUUUUAAACAGUUUUC
Triplophysa dalaica is the source of this 1539-nucleotide messenger RNA. RefSeq names its product solute carrier family 25 member 45. Gene Ontology annotation, cellular component: mitochondrion. Gene Ontology annotation, biological process: transmembrane transport. The record is from RefSeq and is a predicted model, not a curated record. The transcript is spliced from 6 exons. Gene Ontology annotation, molecular function: transmembrane transporter activity. Bases 313 to 1140 code for a protein of 275 amino acids. NCBI's taxonomy places the organism in Eukaryota, Metazoa, Chordata, Actinopteri, Cypriniformes, Nemacheilidae.